This is a messenger RNA of Striga asiatica, 2125 nucleotides long. NCBI's taxonomy places the organism in Eukaryota, Viridiplantae, Streptophyta, Magnoliopsida, Lamiales, Orobanchaceae. The record is from the annotation of a GenBank genome assembly.
CCAAGUCGAACUAUUGGUUAAGAAAUAUAAAGGAAUUUUGAAUAGAAAUCGGGUUAGGGUUUUCAGUCUUAGUAAUUUGGGAAAAUUGGGGCUAAUGUAAUUCUAGGUCGUCUCUCUCUCUCCUCCCUGCUCUCACCUUCCCCACCUAAAGUCUGAUUUGCUAACAUCCGACUGGGUUUUGAGUAAAAGGGUUCAAGCUACGGCAUUCCCCAGCUCGGCGUCAUGUCUUCAACCUUGGAAAUUGAGGCCAGAGAGUGUGUAUCAUAUGUUAUGCUUGCAGUGUGAUCAAGAUUGUACUUCAGUUCUGCAAAGAGAACUCGCUGCAUCAAACUUUCCAAACACUGCAAAACGAGUGCCAGGUUUCUCUAAAUACUGUAGACAGCCUUGAAACGUUUGUUGCUGAUAUUAAUAGUGGAAGGUGGGAUGCAAUUUUACCUCAACUCGCGCAACUCAAGCUUCCUCGAAAGAAAUUAGAAGACCUGUAUGAGCAGAUUGUUUUGGAAAUGAUUGAACUUCGGGAGAUUGACACAGCACGCGCUAUAUUAAGACAAACCCAGGUGAUGGGUGUCAUGAAACAGGAGCAACCAGAGCGGUAUUUAAGACUUGAGCAUCUACUCGUUCGGACGUACUUUGACCCGAAUGAGGUGUAUCAAGACUCAACAAAAGAAAGGAGACGUGCUCAAAUUGCGCAAGCUGUUGCAGCUGAAGUUUCGGUGGUUCCACCUUCACGAUUAAUGGCUUUGAUCGGUCAAGCUCUGAAGUGGCAGCAGCAUCAAGGUUUAUUACCACCUGGAACACAAUUCGAUUUGUUCAGAGGAACGGCAGCCAUGAAACAAGACGUAGAAGAUAUGUACCCAACAAAUCUUGGACACACUAUAAAGUUUGGGAAGAAUAGUCAUCCUGAAUGUGCUCGGUUUUCUCCAGAUGGGCAAUUCCUUGUUUCUUGUUCAGUUGAUGGAUUUGUCGAGGUGUGGGAUCAUAUAAGUGGAAAAUUAAAGAAGGAUCUGCAAUACCAGGCUGAUGAAACAUUUAUGAUGCAUGAUGAGGCUGUCCUCUGUGUUGACUUUAGUCGAGACUCUGAGAUGCUUGCUUCUGGAUCACAAGAUGGGAAAAUAAAGGCUACAGUUGUGUUCUUCUUUGAUGGCCCUGAAAAUAUCAUUUGUGGUUUUGACUUGCAAGUUUGGCGUAUUCGAACGGGUCAGUGUCUGCGGCGUCUCGAACGUGCUCAUUCUGAAGGUGUCACUAGUGUCAGCUUCUCUCGAGAUGGGACCCAAUUGUUAAGUACAUCAUUUGACAGCACUGCAAGAAUUCAUGGCUUGAAGUCAGGUAAGAUGCUGAAGGAAUUUCGUGGCCAUUCAUCUUAUGUUAAUGAUGCCAUAUUUACUGCUGAUGGCGCACGUGUCAUAACUGCAUCUAGUGAUUGCACGGUUAAAGUUUGGGAUUUGAAGACCACAGAUUGUGUGCAAACGAUCAAACCUCCACCUCCUUUGAGGGGAGGUGAUGCAUCUGUUAAUUCUGUUCAUCUUUUCCCUAAAAAUGCCGAUCAUAUAGUCGUUUGCAACAAGACUUCGUCUAUAUACAUAAUGACCCUCCAAGGGCAGGUUGUGAAAAGUUUCUCAUCCGGUAAGAGAGAAGGUGGAGAUUUUAUGGCAGCUUGUGUUUCGCCGAAAGGGGAAUGGAUUUACUGCGUUGGUGAGGACAGAAAUUUGUACUGCUUUAGUUAUCAGUCUGGCAAGCUUGAGCAUCUAAUGAAGGUACACGAGAAGGAUGUGAUUGGACUCGCUCACCAUCCCCAUAUAAACCUCGUCACCACUUAUGGCGAAGACUGCACAAUGAAAUUAUGGAAGCCUUAAAAGCUCUAAAUUUAAUACUGCAAUUUUUCUUUCUUAUAACUACAAUGAGCAGCAUUUCUUGUAGAUCUUAAGAAUAUUGUAUCUUUUUAAGCAUAAGAAACAAAAUGAUAUUGCUCUUUUCAUUUAUACAUCGUUUGCCAGAUAGUGUUGUUUAAUGAAACAAGUUGCUCGUGAAUUUUAUCCUACUUUGCUCUUUAAGACUUGCGCUCGUUUAGUUAACGAGCUAAGCUUGGCUCAACUCAUUAAGGCCUAAGAAUAAAGUUUUUUCUGUG